AUGACUCUCUCAACUACGGCCUCCCCGUCACCGGGGAAGACAGAGACAACGCUCCUUAACAACUCGGAUUCGCAUGACGAACGUCAUUACAACCACGAUCACCGCGUGAGGAGCACCGCCACUGGUGUCGGUCCGAUAACCGAGAUCUGGCGCACGGACCAACCAGCAGAAUCGCAUCAGCCAACGAGCAUCCACUCAAAGUCUCUCCAGGAAACGGCAGCGUCGCGGAAGCAACAGCAUCCGGCUCAGAGGGCGCCGACAAACGUCUUCCAGUGGCCGGGGAACACGCCCGAAAGCUUACGGAGUCCCCAAAACCAUCACAUUCGGCGAGGUCUGCGAGCGACCGUGCUCCAGCCUUCCCCAGGCUUCCAGGGGCAUGAAGAUCGAGAGCGUUGUCAGGACCCUUUUUCACAGCACGAAACUCGAUCGUCAGGUUUUGGCGCGCCAAGUCGUCGUGGCGCGCUAGGACUUUUGUGUCUCUCAAUGCCUCCCGUACGGGACCAUAACGCGCCUCGCGCCAAUCCGAGCCCUACCAAGCCGACAGGAGUGGUGAAACGCAGCCAUUUGGAGAACAAGGAACGUGCAUACGUCGCAGCCUCAAGACGCAGUGACCGCAGCCUUGAAGCCCGCCUCGAGUCCGCCCACCAAGCAUCCAACAUCCACUUCGAGCGCACCGGUCGCCGCCUCGUCGUCAACGCCGAUAUCGUCGAGCGAGAGGAGAUGUACGAGGAAGAAGAUCCCGCACACCAAUUACGUAUGAUGCGUGCUGGUAGCUUGCAAUAUCGUAACCUCGACAACAACAUUUUGGAUCUGCUGCAGCAGAGUGCUCUUGCAAGGGCACAUGCGCAGUGGAUGCCCACGACAUCUCUCCAUGGGCUGGUUCAACCUACGAUGCAGAUGUUCCAGAUGAAUCAAGGACAGCCCCACAGUCAGGAAAAUGGUCUCCAGUCUCCAGGCAGUUCUGCUGGAUCUGAUAUUUCGAGCUUUUCGCAGCAGAUGCCGUCACCCGCUCCCUUCACCCAGCAGUCGCAGUCACCGCAGCCGCAAGGUUUGCAGUUCGAUAGUAUCCGUUCACAGCAACAGGUGUCCAGCCCACAAAUACAGGGUGUCUCCCCUCAGCAGAUGCAAAAGACACCCAGUGCGCAACAGCCUCGGCCACCUCAGCCAACACCGAACUUCCAACAGCUACCUCAAACCACGGGUCUUUCAUCCUUCCGCAACUUCGAUGGGCAGCAGAUUUCUCAGCAUAAUCCCGGACUGUCGCCCGUGUCAGUGUCGUCAGAGUAUCAAGAACAGCAGAAGCAAUAUGAGUUCUUUCUUCGGCGACAAUCAGAACACAGGCAUGAGGCAUAUAUGCCACUGAGGCAGCAGCACCAGCAUCAGCAGCACCAAUGGGAGCAAUAUGGGCACGAGCAGCAGCCCCAGGAGCAGCGAAGACGACAAGAGCAACCAUAUGCGGACCCUUUCUCAGCGAACCUCAAAUCCGAAAACCUGGAGAUCGAAGAGCCAGCACCUUUCACGAAGCCCCAGCAACCCUACAUCACCACCUUGCAGGAUAAGCUUGUCGAAGUUCAACAAGUCGAUCAAGUACAGGCCCCUCUUCCCUUCGAAUCUCCACUGUUCGCAAACCUCAAUCUACUUGAGUUUGAGACCCAGCAGCCCAGUCUGUCUGAUGAUGCGGUCAAGAAUCUACUGGAUGAGUAUGACUGGAGUCGUCAGGAAUUUGGGGCGGUGGAGACGUAUGCUUGA
Molecule: messenger RNA, 1749 nt
Organism: Westerdykella ornata
Lineage: Eukaryota; Fungi; Ascomycota; Dothideomycetes; Pleosporales; Sporormiaceae
Exons: 5
Coding region: 1-1749 (582 amino acids)
Source: RefSeq, a predicted model, not a curated record